This is a messenger RNA of Cuscuta campestris, 1954 nucleotides long. The record is from the annotation of a GenBank genome assembly. NCBI's taxonomy places the organism in Eukaryota, Viridiplantae, Streptophyta, Magnoliopsida, Solanales, Convolvulaceae.
CUUUUUCCUAUUUGCUCUUAGGUGGUUGUGGUAGAUUGAUUCUGAAAUCCAUCCCGGAGAGCAGCAUGACGGAGGAGAUGUACGGAUGUAAGGAUUUAAUGUUGGAUUUAAUUAUAAGGCUUCCGCACUGUUUGUAUAAACUCUUAAAUGUAAUUAUCAAAUGAUUUUGAAUUGUUAAGUUUUAAAUUAAAUGUUUUAAUUUAUUGGAAAAUAUUGUAUGUGGUUACCAAAUUAGUAGCAACCCGGUUCGCUAACCUAUUUAUUCGGGUUAUGCGGGUUGGGGUGUUACACUUUUAGUCCAAAGAGAUCUAGGCGAGAAAGUAAACCAGAAACUGAGAAGCAACUUACCCACAAUGCUCCAGAUGUAAGAAAAAAUUCAGAUUCAGAACAGAAAAAGCAGAUUCACCUGAAAGAUGCUGGGCAUCUUGAAUCCCCCAGACAGGACAGCAAAACAGAAAGGGCUGGAAGUAGAGUAUCUGACCAAAAAGGGGAUGUUCACAUCGAAGGAACAAAACAUUCUUCUAGUCCAAGGAGAAAUAUGCAGGAUAGUAAACCAGAAACUGAGAGGCACCUUACCAAAAAUACUUCAGAUGUGAGAAAAAAGUCAGAUCAGGAGUUGAAAUCAACUCUUCAGAUGCAGGAUUCUGCUCAUCAUGAUGCCCCCUCUAGGCCAGAGUAUAAGACAGAAAAAAGUGCAAGAAAAAUGCCUGACCAGAAGAGGGAUGUUGACAUUGAAAGAAUGAAACGUUCAUUUAGCCCAAAGAGAUCCAGGCGGGAUAGUAAACCCAAAACUGAGAGGCACCAUACCAACAAUACAUUGGAUGCUCAAAAAAAUUCAGAUCUUAGGCAAAAAAAACCAGUCUGAGGCUCAAGAUGGGGUGCAUCUUGAAGCCCCUUCAAGACAGGACGGCAGGACAGAAAGAGUUGCUAGAAAAGUAUCUGACCAGAAAAGGGUUGCUCAUGCAGAAGGAAUGAAUUCUGAGCCACUAGAGUUAUCUCAGCAUCGAUCUGUUAAGCGUUCCUCGGAUCCAGCAGAAGCACCUCGCUCUCAAUCAUACUUUCAGCACGAUGAACGCGGUAAUGCCGGGCAAGCUGGUCGAAGUUCAAGGCGAAGAGAGCCAGAUGAACAUGCUCAGAGGAGAGAACCGAUGGAGCAGGUGAACAGGAAACGAACUAAUGACGGAUCGCUGGUGGAUCAGAAGAUCAAAGUUCAGGGGAAAGAGAGUGAUGUUUGGCGCCAUGAUGGGUACUUUGAAUUGGAAGCAAACCCAAAACCACCUGCAAAGAAAAGGUCAUUUAGAGAGCAAAAAAUAUCUGCUGAUACUGAGAAACCAGAAAUGGAGCCAGCCAAGCACAACUCCUAUUGUAAUGCAUCUCACAUCGUUGAAAGAAGAAGAGAGAGAAACAGCUCUUUUUUCCAUCGUCCUGACCAAGCAUUUGCCAGGGAAAGAGGGACAAACAGGGGCAGGGCGUGGCAAGACAGAUUUCCUUCAAGAAGAGAUAGGUACUAUGACAGGGGUAGUUUUAGCGGAAGAGACACAAUCAGCUCAAGACCUGAUUUUCACCCGAACAAUACUGUUGACAAAUGGAAAAAUGAUCUUUUCAGCGAAGCCAACAAGGCAACAAGAGCCCAGCUCCACGGAAUGAAGAAGAUCACCUUGCCAAAAUUGAAGCUCUCCUGGCUUCAUAACUCUCGCAUUUGGUAGUUGUUGCAGUUACCUUCCAAGAACCUGCACACCAUUUCCUCUCUAAAGUUUAAGUAUUUCAAGAUAUUAUUUUGUAGGCAAAGACAGCUAUUUCUUCAGCUUUAUUCACAAAUUGCCUGAGACUCUUCUUAUGAAUUACUGGUAGUAGCUAUUUAUCAGUGCCAAGUACUACUGUAUGCAUGUAUAUGUUCGUUUUUAUGAACAAAACAAUUUUUGCUGCUAAACAUGAGAGUCUCACUUACGACAGG